Mugil cephalus (flathead mullet) is the source of this 2907-nucleotide messenger RNA. RefSeq names its product protein-O-mannosyltransferase 1 (gene pomt1). Gene Ontology annotation, molecular function: dolichyl-phosphate-mannose-protein mannosyltransferase activity. NCBI's taxonomy places the organism in Eukaryota, Metazoa, Chordata, Actinopteri, Mugiliformes, Mugilidae. The record is from RefSeq and is a predicted model, not a curated record. The transcript is spliced from 19 exons. Gene Ontology annotation, cellular component: membrane; endoplasmic reticulum. Gene Ontology annotation, biological process: protein O-linked glycosylation via mannose.
ACUAAGCAAUAGCAUUUGUUGUUGCUAAUUUAUAUUAAUAAAUAUGAACUAAUUAUUAAAUUAUUAUCUAAGCCGGAAGUAAAAGACUAGAUCUUGUGACUCUAGAGUCCACUUUCUCAUUAAUAGUCUGGAUCCAUCACACGGAACAGCGGAAUAAGAGGCGGAACUUCAUCCAUUUAACAUGUCCUCUGAUUGGACAGGAGACAUUAAAGAUAUAAAGGCAAAACUAUCAGCUUUUAUUACGGUGACAAAAUUAAUCAUUUCAUGUUUAAUAUUAGUUUCGUUUUCUCGUUGUUAAAUCCAUUCCUUCAUUUAAUUGGUCCAGUCGUUUCCAUGGCAAUCGCAGACCGUACGGCGGAGCGCAGAACGGACCAAUCAGCAGGCAGCGCUACUCAGACACCGGAAGUAUCGAUCCGAGCGGACCAAUCAGCAGGCAGCGCUACUCCGAUACCGGAAGUAUAGAUCCGUGCGGACCAAUCAGCAGGCAGCGCUACUCAAACACCGGAAGUAUCGAUCACAGCUUCUCUGCGCUGCACCAAACAAGCACCGGGAAACGGCGACGACCCGUUGGACCAGAGCGACGGUUAACGGGACGUGACCGAUGUCCAGUCACCGGAGUAACGGCGUCAGGAAACGGAAACGUGGCGAUGCUGCAGCUCCCCUUGGUGGUGACGGCCCAGGUGGACCUGGUCCUGGUCCUGGUGUCCGUGCUGGCCCUCUGGACGCGACUGAGCCGGCUCGACUACCCCAACGCUGUGGUGUUUGAUGAGGUUUACUAUGGCCAGUUUGUGUCACUUUACAUGAAGAGAGUCUUCUUCGUCGAUGACAGCGGGCCGCCGCUCGGUCACAUGAUGCUGGCCCUUGGAGGCUACCUGGGAGGAUUCGAUGGGAACUUUGUCUGGAACAGAAUUGGAGAAGAGUAUCCCAGCAGCGUGAACGUGUGGAGUCUCCGUGUUGUGCCGGCUCUGUGUGGAGCUCUCUGCGUUCCACUGAUCUACCUGUUGACUCUGGAGCUCAGGUUUUCUCACCUGGCCGCUCUGGGAGCUGCUCUGCUGCUGCUGCUGGAAAACUCUCUGAUCGUCCAGUCGCGCUUCAUGCUGCUGGAGUCGGUUCUCAUCUUCUUCGUGCUGUUGGCUUUCUUCUCGUACCUGCGCUUCCACAACGCCCCCACCAGCUCCUGGUCCAGGUACUUCUGGCUCCUCCUCUCGGGCGUCUCCUGCUCUGCAGCUGUCGGGGUGAAGUACAUGGGCGUGUUCUCCUACCUGCUGCUGGUGGGCGUGGCCUCUCUUCACACCUGGAGUCUGAUCGGAGACCGGACCAGGAGUCACCUGAGUGUGUGUGUCCAGUGUGUGUCCAGGGUUGUGUGUCUGGUUCUGGUUCCUGUCCUGCUCUACGUGUUCUGGUUCUACCUUCAUCUGAGCCUCCUGAACCGGAGUGGACCACACGAUCAGCUGAUGAGCUCCUCCUUCCAGGCCAGUCUGGAGGGCGGCCUGUCCAGGAUCACUCGGGGUCAACCUCUAGAGGUGGCGUACGGCAGUCAGGUGACUCUACGAAGCUCCGCCUCCCAGCCUAUCCCAUGCUGGCUCCACUCACACAAAGCCAACUACCCAAUCAGGUAUGAAAGUGGGCGGGGCAGCUCCCACCAGCAGCAGGUCACAUGUUAUCCCUUCAAAGACGUCAACAACUGGUGGAUCAUCAAGGACCCCGCAAGACAGGAGCUGGUGGUGGACAGUCCUCCUCGACCUGUCCGUCAUGGUGAUGUCAUCCAGGUGGUUCAUGGGAUGACGGCACGCUUCCUCAACAGCCAUGACGUAGCGGCCCCCAUGAGUCCUCAAGCCCAGGAAGUGUCCGGAUACGUGGACUUCAACAUCUCCAUGCCCCCCCAGAACCUGUGGAGGGUGGACGUCUCCAACCGGGAGGCGGAGUCAGAGGUUUGGAAGACGAUCAUGUCUGAAGUUCGAUUGGUUCAUGUCAACAGCUCCGCAGUCCUCAAGCUGAGUGGUGUGUCUCUUCCUGACUGGGGUUUCCAUCAACUGGAGGUCGUUGCAGAGAAACUGUUGAAAGCUCCCAGCAGCAGUUUGGGAUGGACCGUAGAGGAACACCGAUAUGGAACCAGUCAGGGGCAGAAGGCUCGGGAGGCGGAGCUUCAUUCUCCGACUCACAUCGACAUCAACAGAAAAAUCUCCUUCUGGGCCAAAUUCCUGGAGCUGCAGGUAAUAUCAGCCAAUCACAUGCUCCUCUGAUAUCAGCCAAUCAGAAGCUCCUCUGAUAUCAGCCAAUCAGAAGCUCCUCUGAUAUCAGCCAAUCAGAAGCUCCUGUAUAGCUAAUCAGAAGCUCAGAUCCAUCUGAUUGGUAACCCGGUGUCAUGGGGCGUGGCCAGCCUGAGCCUGCUGGCCUAUCAGCUACUGGCGGCUGUUUACCUGCUGAGGAGGAGGCGGGGCUUCAGAGAUCUACCUGAAGCUGAGUGGCAGAGGUUUGUGUGUCUGGGGUGUGUGUGUGUGGGUGGUUGGAUAAUGAACGUCCUCCCGUUCCUCCUCAUGGAUAAAACUCUCUUCCUGUAUCACUACCUGCCGGCGCUCUGCUUCCUGUACCUGCUAAGCCCCGCCCUGCUGGAGCACACACACACUAACCUACUCAGCAGUGUGACACACCAGCGUGUGUUGUGUGUGUGCGUGUCCUGCGUCCUCCUGUCGGUCCUUUUCCUGUCCAUCUUCCUCUCCUACUGGACCUUCUGCCCUCUGACCUAUGGCAGCCCGGAGCUGUCGGCCAAUCAGCUGCGAGCUCUGAGGUGGAAGGACACCUGGGACAUCCUGUACCGCCGCCACUAGAGGCCCCGCCCCCUGACCCCUGACCCUACCUCUGAUGAUUGACAGCUAUCUCAUAUUUCAAUAAAGCUUGUUGAUGAGG